CUGAAGCUGAAAUUGAAACUGGAACUAAAACUGAAGCUGAAAUUGAAACUGGAACUAAAACUGAAACUGAAACUGGAACUUAAACUAAAACUGAAACUCAAACUUAAAAUUGUGCUGGCAACGGGUCAUCGGCGAAUUGGGGGGCCGAGUGGGAAAGAGAUGGGUAGAGAUGGGGCCUACGCAUGCGCAACAGCGCGCAUUAAAUAAUUUAUACAAAAAUGCACAGAAAAUUAACAAAUUUGGAAAACGAUGUUGCAUGAUAUAAUAAUCCGGCUGCCUGGGAUUCCGAGAUGCCAAUCCGCGAUCACAGCCACCGGCCCUUCCCAGCCCAAAAUUGCUGUUGCAAUACAAGCAAAUACACUGAGCGAAAAGUGUACGUAUAAUUGCAUGGUAAGAGGGUAAGAUGGAAAAGAAGGCGGAGUUAACAAGGCAAAUUUAGGAAGUAAAACAUCAAAAGCAUAUAUAAACAUAUCAUAUAUCAAUAUAUAUAAAAGUAAGAAUAUUUAUGAAUAAUGCAAUUUGUUUAAUUACAGUGAAGAACCAACACGAACUAUCAUAAUAAUAUAAUAAGAUUACAGGUUACAGCUUGCAAAAACAUUUUGAAGUUUGCAUUGAUUUGUUACCCCAGCUUGUUUUCAGUGUAAGCGGCGAACCGUUCAAAUCGAUAAUCGUAUGCAAAAAGCCGGUCAGUCGGUUGGUUGGUUGCGGUGACUUGACCUACGACGCACCUCCUCCAGCGAGCGAGGCGCAUCUGCUUAAGCUUUAACUGCUUAAAUAGUGUUAUCCGCUUGAAUUUGUUAUUGUUAUUGUUAUUGUUAUUGUUGUUAUGCUAGUGUUAUUGUUUUUGUUAUUGUUUUGUAUUUUGGUUAUUGUUGCUGUGGUUGUUGGUUGUUGUUUCUGCGUUUUCAUCGCUUGUCCGUCGGCGAUUUGUUGUUGUUGCAUAUGAUUUGGGCAGUUUGAGAAAUAGAUGAACACGAUUGCCGAAAACAGGGUGCUUUUUUAUAUGCUCUCUUAUUGAGUCAUAAAUACUGAACAUGUACAUAUGUUGGAAUACUGCCUUAUUUAUUACUAGAUACCCAUUUCAAUCAUAGUUAUUUCCUUUUUACUACUACUCUUUACUCUAAAAACUAGUUUCUAGUUUUCGAAAUGUUUAAAAAGUCUGUAGAAAAUGGUUUAUAAAUAGUUUCAAAUUUCAGUAGCUUAACAUUCAAUGAACGCAUUGUUUUAUUAAUAAUCUUGUGCUUGAGAUAAUAACAUUAUUUAUUCAGUAGCUUAGCAUCCAAUGAACGCAUUGUUUUAUUAAUAAUCUUUUGCCAAAGAUAAUAGCAUUAUUUAUUAUCUAUUUAAGCACCUUCACCAAGCACCCUGUAUCGAACCAUUGAGAUCUCAGAUGAGUUUCGAGAGCAACAUGGUUUUCGGUGGGCUUAGGCAGGUGGUGAUGACUCCACAUCGACGGCUCUCCGUCGCUGACGUCACGGGCCUUCGCCGCAUCUAACGGUUUUUGCGGUGUGGAUCUCCGGCGUAACUCUUGUAUAAAAACGUUGGAUCUACCGGAGAUCGUCAUCAUUCGCUAGCCGGGAACAGCUCGACGCACAGGUGUCGUCUCCGAUUCCACCUACAUUUCCAAAUUUGAAAACAGAGUUCGCUCAACGCUGAAAUGAAGGUCUUCAUCUGCCUGUUGGCCACCAUCUGCGCCUGCAAUGCCACCUUCCUGUCCCUCUUGGGCGGCGGCGGUGGCGGAGGAGGAGGAGGUAGCAAGACCACCUACAAUGUGAUAGCCACGCCCAGUUCGGGAGGCGGUGGAGGAGGCGGUGGUCACGGAUAUGCAUAUGCCCAGGGAGGCGGCGGAGGUCAUGGCUAUGCGCAGGCACAUGGCUAUGGCCAGGGCGGUGGACAUGGACACGGUGGCUCCUCGCAGAUCAUCAAGGUCAUACUGCAGGAGGGUCAGGGCUACAGUAACGCUGGAGGAUCAGCUGGCGGCAUUGUGUCCUCGGGCGGCCAUGGCUACAGUCAUGGCUACAGCCAAGGCUAUGCCAGUGGUCAGGGAUCCUAUGGCGGCCAGCAGGCCCAGAUCUACAAGAUCAUCGAACAGGCUCCGGCCCCGGCUCCAGUUCCAGUUCCAGUUCAAGUCGCAGCUCCUGCUCCCGUUCCCGUUCCCAUUCCGAUUUCGAUUCCUGCCCCUGCUCCGCCAGCUGCUCCCAUUGCCUAUCAUGCGGCCAGCGGCUCCAGUGGCUACUCCUAUGGCCAGGGCCAUUCGCACUCCUAUGGGCAAUCGUAUGCCUCGGGACAUGGUUAUGGUGGUGCCGCCUCCUUCGAUGCCCAGCAGUUCAAUGCCAUUCUGCCGCAGAUCAUCCAGUUGGUGCUGCAGGAGGAUACCUUUGGCGGCGGCGGCGGCGGUGGCGGUGGAUCCGCUGAUGUGGCUGCCAUCAAUGGCCAGCUGAUCAACACCUUCGGUUCCAAGGGCAAGGCCAUCAUUCUGAAGGCCGACCAGGCGCAGGGAGCCUUCUUCAAGAGCGGACAUGUGGUGCAGCGUGGAACCCUGAAGGUGAUGCGCGUCCAGGAGCAGCAGCAAUCCCAGGGCGCUGGCGGCUCCAAGGGGCAAGGCUGGAGCUCCGGUGGUGGUGCCAUCUCCGGUGGCUGGAGCGCCGGAGGCGGUGGCUCAUCCGGCGGCUGGAGUGCCGGAGGUGGUGCCCCGUCCGGUGGCUGGAGCAGCGGUGGUCCACCUUCGGCCUGGUAGAUGCACUGCAGCCCCAGCUCGCCUAGUUAGUUAGACCAAAUGAAUUGUUUUUUUUUUUUCACUAUCUUCUAUUCUAUCGUUAUGUAUUUUUUUUCCUAGGCUAAUCCUUCACAGUCAUUAUCAAAAAAAAAAAAAGCGAUAAGCCAACAUCCAUCAUUAUUAACUUAAAUUAUUUGUUAAUAAACAAUUUGAACCAA
Drosophila yakuba is the source of this 2934-nucleotide messenger RNA. RefSeq names its product glycine-rich cell wall structural protein 1.8. The record is from RefSeq and is a predicted model, not a curated record. NCBI's taxonomy places the organism in Eukaryota, Metazoa, Arthropoda, Insecta, Diptera, Drosophilidae. Bases 1658 to 2737 code for a protein of 359 amino acids. The transcript has 2 exons.